This is a messenger RNA of Lolium perenne, 1330 nucleotides long. RefSeq names its product probable 2-oxoglutarate-dependent dioxygenase AOP1. The record is from RefSeq and is a predicted model, not a curated record. NCBI's taxonomy places the organism in Eukaryota, Viridiplantae, Streptophyta, Magnoliopsida, Poales, Poaceae.
AGUCGUUGGCUCAUGGCUCAGAAACAUGGGGUUCCAUAUAUGUUGGUGUCUCCGGCUCUUAUGAUCCUCUCCAUACACCAGAGAGAGCAGACAUGGCUACCUCGCUGCCGGCGCCGGCUCUUAUGAUCCCUCCGCGUGUUGACCUGGACGGGGACGACCCGAGCACGCUGGUCCGUGGCACGCCGGAGUGGCUGCGGCGCGCCGGCCUCAUCCGCGGCGCGCUGGAGACGCACGGGUGCGUCGCCGUCGGGUGCCGCCGCCGCGUGCCGCCCGAGCUGCGGGAGCGGAUGCUGGUGGAGAUGGCGGGCCUCUUCGCGCUCCCGGCCAAGGCGAAGCGUCGAACCGGCGACGCGGACGGCCCGUACAAGUCGUUCGGGGUGCUCCUGCCCUACAUGGAGAGGCGAGACUCUGCCGCGUGCCGGCACGAGGCGUUCGCGGUGCUCAAUGCGGGCGGCGCCGGCGGCGGCGAGGUGGCCCGUGCGUUCGUCACGCGCGCGUGGCCGAACGGCAACGACCGCUUCCUGGAGACGCUGAAGUCGACGUCCGGAGAGAUGACGAGGCUGGCCCGUGUGAUCCUCGCCAUGGUCAUCGACAGCUACGGCCUCGCGCACCGCUCCGACGAGAUCGUCGGCACCACGGACGCAAACUUCCGCAUGCUCAGGUACUGCAAGGACUCCGUCGGGACGUCGCCGCCGGACGAGCAGCCGGCCGUCGCCCUCGCCGCCCACGUCGACGGGAGCUACCUGACCGUUCUGUUCCAGAACGACGUCGAUGGCUUCGAGCUCAGGACGAGGAACGGCGGCGAGUGGGUCAGAGUCCGCCCUCCAGGCCCCGACUCCCUCCUCGUCGUCGCUGGGCAGGCACUCAUGGCUUUGAGCAACGGGAGGGUUCACGCGCCGUUGCACAGGGUGGUGGCCGUCGGCGGGCGGGAGGACCGGCUGUCCUGCGGCGUGUUCCUGCAGCCGACCAAGAACUUCGUCGUCGAUGCGCCGCCGGAGCUGGUCACCGCGGACACGCCGCGCCGGUUCAGGCCGUUCGAGUACGUGGACUACCUGAGGUUCAAGCACACCGCCGGCAACAGCAACAGCGACGACGUGCUCCACCGCUUCGCCGGGAUGUAACAUGCAGUAAUUAAUGUCGCUUCUGCUAAGCUACUGUAGUGAGUGAUCGCACUUAUACCGAUCAAUAAAUUGGAGUAAAUUACAAAAAACUACCACAAUUCGGGCUAGGGUAACAGGUCAGUACCUGUUUUGCUAAUUUUUGCAAAAAACUGCCACCUUUGAGGUAAUGCGUUACAAAUAGCACUAAUAGUCAUUUGACACAGCUAUAA